This is a messenger RNA of Neurospora hispaniola, 778 nucleotides long. RefSeq lists its product as uncharacterized. The coding region runs from base 166 to 639 and encodes 157 amino acids. Lineage: Eukaryota; Fungi; Ascomycota; Sordariomycetes; Sordariales; Sordariaceae. The transcript is spliced from 2 exons. The record is from RefSeq and is a predicted model, not a curated record.
ACUACAUACCUAGAGUUACUACCUAGAAAUAAGGCCAAUAGACAGGCCCACGGUGGCCCACGGCAGGCGGUCCCCUACCCGUACCUGCAACAUGGUGGCAGUCCCACUGCAGUUAGACCGACCCACGGCCACCUGAGGACUGAGGAGCCCGGCUCCCGCCCGGCGAUGGAUUCCUUUUGGGUGCAACCACCACUUUUAAUCGACUUCCACCACUUUCAGUUAUCUCGUCACAAACCAAACCCACACAAACGGGAAGCAACACCACGCCCCUCCUGCUCCCCAUCAACCACCAAAGGUCUAUCCGCCCAACCGUGGCGGCACCCUUUCCAGACACUUUACUGUUUUCUGGGUGUUAGGGCGCCGUCGGCUUUCCACGUUGUGGUCCGCCAUUUUGGAUCUCGGCCUUUUUCAUCGUACCUGCACCGAACCGGAACCCCAAACCGACAGGCCCCAGCAAAAGACCAAAAAAAAGAGGCACGACACAAGCAACAAGGCAGACGAAGUCCGGGACUCGACUUUGGCACUGGCUGCAACACUUGCGCAUUCACAUCUUACCUACACUUGACCAGACCCCCGAAUACAAUGAUCACCAGCACUCGUCUUUCGCUUUGCGCCGCUUUGAUCCGUUUCGUUUCUUGAUUCAGCUGGAUUCCGUCCCAUCAAAAAGCUACAUCAUCGAAUUCCUCUACCGGAUCCGACCCGCCGAGCGCGUUCUCUCUUCGACCGCCCUGAUCUUCACCGGACAAACAUACACGCAUAGAGGCACUCUCGGCUCCUU